AUAAGGCUUCAACUGGCAACAUUGAUCCAAUCACCAAAACUACUUGCUACUGUCAUUUCUAGUGUUCAGAGUCAUUUUGUAUCCAGCACAAACAUUUGAAACUUUACACACCACUGUAGGUUAUUGUGUUACAUAUUGCAUAUUUUGCAAAUAAUUUGCAAAUAUGCUAAACUGCGUGUACUUGUUUCUUUUUGCACUGCUAACUUUAACACUCAGUGCCAACAAAUUUGAGAUUAAGCGAGGACCAUCAAUAACACGAAAAACUGGAAAAGCAGGACUUAUCCCAGUUAUUCAACAAGAAGAGUGCGGUCCAUGCAUAAGGGACGAAAUGUGUAUAAUCCAUCCAGGAGAAUCAUUUCCUUGUAUUCGAGAUUUUACUGCCACUACAUCAACUUCAUCAUUAUCACUGCUCGUGGACGUAUACAUUGCCGCUACGCUAGAGGACGACAAUGAAUAUUGUGUCCAAAUUAUGGACCUAGAACUACCAAAUUCUGAAGUAGAAGAAGGCGUUUCGUACUUUGCAAGAUUUUAUGCCACACCAAAUGACACGCUCAGCAAAAAGAGAGUUCAAUUCCGUGGUAGUAUUGUUCAUACGGAUACCAGAUUUGUGGAAUUGUGUGCGUCCAUCGAUUGCUACAUAAUUUAAGAAUGCAUACUUAAUUAGUAUUUUAAAAUGUAUGUUUAAUGUAUGUUUAAUAGUAUCUACUGAUAUGUACAUGUCUGCACCUAUAAAAUUACCGACGGAUAUUCACUUAGAUAUUUUGUUCCAUGCAUCGUAUGACCACACUAAUAUAACUUGCCCGAAUGAAAAGUAUAUAUUUUUAUCCCAUUAGAAUAUGGGAUAUAAAUAAAUAAACCAGAAGAUAAAUAUGUACACUCUAAAUAAAAAUAAGUAAAAUUUAUUCGAGGUUAGAGUAAAAAAGAGGAUGACA
Folsomia candida is the source of this 932-nucleotide messenger RNA. RefSeq lists its product as uncharacterized. The record is from RefSeq and is a predicted model, not a curated record. NCBI's taxonomy places the organism in Eukaryota, Metazoa, Arthropoda, Collembola, Entomobryomorpha, Isotomidae. The transcript is spliced from 2 exons. Bases 164 to 646 code for a protein of 160 amino acids.